Gopherus flavomarginatus (Mexican gopher tortoise) is the source of this 3521-nucleotide messenger RNA. It is a transcript of the gene SP2, whose product is annotated as Sp2 transcription factor. Gene Ontology annotation, molecular function: RNA polymerase II cis-regulatory region sequence-specific DNA binding; DNA-binding transcription factor activity, RNA polymerase II-specific. Lineage: Eukaryota; Metazoa; Chordata; Testudines; Testudinidae. Gene Ontology annotation, biological process: regulation of transcription by RNA polymerase II. The transcript has 7 exons. Bases 568 to 2355 code for a protein of 595 amino acids. The record is from RefSeq and is a predicted model, not a curated record.
CUGUGCCUCAGUUUCCCAUAUGUAAAAUGGGGACAAUACGUUCCUACCUCACGGGGGUGUUGUGAGACUAAAUACAUUAAAGAUUGUGAGGCCCUUGGAUCCCACAGUAAUGUAGAUAGAUAGACCUUUUACACCUAUGCAGUCUUCAUAUCUGUGUAGGAGACUGCCUGCGUAGACCAGACUGCAGGACUUGGAGACAUGUUCUGCCGCUUGUGGUACUGAGUGUUGAUAGAUGUCUUAUGUAAGUAUUUGCAUAGGCUCUUUAUACUGAGAAGGAAGUUGUAGAUACAAAGGAAAAUUUCCUGAUGGCAGAACCUCAAUGAAAGGGGCUAAUUAUCAUUAGGAAAAAAAAAAAACCCCAAACCACUCUUCCCUUUAUAUCUUUUGUAGAAUGUUGAAGAUAAUGGCAGAGUUUCAAAAAAUUAAGUCUUGUGACAAGUGAAGGAGUCGCCUCUCAGAAAACCUACCAAUCGUGCUGGUGUGAAUGUUCCAGCUGGCUUCUAACAGGCGUUACUACUGGCUGGAAAUGGGUUCUUAUUGGCUGGCGCGAUUGAUCAAGAGGACAGCAUGGCCGCCACUGCAGCAGUGAGUCCGAGUGAAUACCUGCAGCCUGCUGCCUCCACAGCACAGGACUCUCAGCCCUCUCCACUAGCCCUGCUUGCAGCGACAUGUAGCAAAAUCGGUCCUCCUGCCGUGGAAGCCGCCGUCACUCCUCCGGCCCCGCCUCAGCCCACACCUCGAAAACUUGUCCCCAUCAAACCCGCACCAGUUCCUCUGGGUUCCAGUAAAAACAGCUUUGGGAUCUUGUCGUCAAAAGGGAACCUCUUUCAGAUCCAGGGGUCUCAGCUUGGGACAUCCUAUCCCGGGGGGCAGCUGGUCUUUGCCAUUCAGAAUCCAACCAUGAUCAACAAAGGGGCCCGCUCGUCUACGAACAUCCAGUACCAGACUGUCCCACAGAUUCAAGCAGCAGGGGGGCAGACCAUACAAGUUCAGCAGAACCUUGCCAACCAGAUUCAGAUUAUUCCCGGCACUAACCAAGCGAUCAUUACCCCCUCCUCUUCCACACACAAGCCUGUGCCAAUCAAGCCGGCUCCUGCGCACAAGGCCGGGGCAUCAUCUGUGCAGAGUGCAAGCAACGUCGUCAAGCUGAGUGGCGGCAGCAACGUAACGCUCACCCUGCCGGUUAAUAACCUGGUGAAUGCCGCUGAGCCUGGCGCUCAGGCUCAGAUCAUAACCGAGAGCCCGUCAAAGCCCUGUAAAAAGACUAGAAAGAAAGCCAUGUCACCAGCCCAGACGACAGCCAUGGCGGUGGCCGAGCAAGUAGAAACGGUGUUGAUAGAGACUACAGCAGAUAACAUCAUCCAGGCAGGAAAUAACCUGCUGAUAGUGCAGAGUCCUGGCUCAGGCCAGCCAGCGGUGGUGCAGCAGGUCCAAGUGGUCCAACCCAAGCAAGAGCAGCAGGUGGUACAGAUUCCCCAGCAGGCCCUGAGAGUGGUCCAGGCGGCCUCUGCUACGCUCCCUACCGUCCCCCAGAAGUCCUCUCAAAACUUUCAGAUCCAGGCAGCUGAGCCAACUCCUACCCAGGUCUACUUCAAAACCCCUUCAGGGGAGCUGCAGACUGUGCUGCUUCAGGAAGCCCCGGCUGUGACGGUGGCCCCUUCUCCCACCUCGUGCAGCAGCCCCGUGUCCCGCAGCUCCCAAGCAGGAGGAAGCUGCAAAAAGCCAGCUGCACGCAAAGAGCGCACCCUGCCAAAGAUCGCCCCUGCCGGAGGCAUUAUCAGCUUGAACGCGGCCCAGCUUGCAGCUGCGGCCCAGGCGAUGCAGACCAUCAACAUUAACGGUGUCCAAGUCCAAGGAGUACCUGUCACCAUCACCAACACCGGAGGCCAGCAGCAGCUGACGGUCCAAAACGUGUCUGGCAACAAUCUGACCAUCAGCGGCCUGAGCCCCACCCAGAUCCAGCUGCAGAUGGAGCAGGCACUGUCCGGGGAGAUCCAGCCUGGCGAGAAGAGGCGGCGCAUGGCGUGCACCUGCCCCAACUGCAAGGACGGGGAGAAAAGGUCAGGGGAACAGGGGAAGAAGAAGCACAUCUGCCACAUCCCUGAGUGCGGCAAGACUUUCCGCAAGACCUCGCUGCUGCGGGCCCACGUCCGCCUGCACACGGGCGAGCGCCCGUUUGUCUGCAACUGGGUCUUCUGCGGGAAGAGGUUCACGCGCAGCGACGAGCUGCAGCGGCACGCCCGGACGCACACAGGUGAUAAGCGUUUUGAGUGUGCGCAAUGCCAAAAGCGCUUCAUGAGAAGUGACCACCUGACGAAGCACUAUAAAACCCACCUGGUCACCAAGAACUUGUAGGAUUAGCGGCAGCCAGACAGGGACCGCCAGCUGGCCCUCUAAGCAUCGGCUAAGCCCUGCACUGUCAUGGACAGUCCCCGGCAAGGGUACGGCGUAGGGGUUGGGCAACCAGCCAGCCUGGUAAUCCGCAGCCGUAGUCGCACUCCUGGCUUUGAUACCCUCCCAGAGGUGUCUGCGUGGGGAGAGGAGUCAUUGCUGAGCUUCCUUCCUUAGAAGCCAUCCACCUUCCAGCCCAAUCCUUGGGAAUCCAGCUCCUUCCUCCGCAGAACACGUCAGAGCUGGACGUUGAUCGCACGGGCCGGGACGAAGGAGAAGCUCUUAUUUCCAAAGGAAAAUGCUGACAUAGGUGCGAGUGGCAGCCCCUCCUCGCUGCGCUGCAGGCUGGGGGGACUGAACAAGCAGGGCCAUGUGUAAACGGCACAAGGAUGCCAGCGAAACUUUCUCACGGUGGGCCCCCUCCUCCUCCCCGCGCUUGUGAAGCUUUGACACAGCAGGGGGCAGCACUCCACAGACAGCCCACCCGGUGCUGUGCGGCACAUUCCUACUUUAUAUUUAAAAUCUAUAAAUAUCUAUAAAUAUCUCUCUAUAUAAACUCCUUUGGAAGGUCCUUUUUUUCUAUGGAAAUUGUUGCCUUACGCUCCCAGCUCCCGAGUAUGAACACUGUGUAUUGUGAGUGCUUUUUUUUUUUAUUUAAUUGUGCCUGGUUAAUAAUCUCCCCUCCCAAUCCUUUUCCCUCUAAAGUUCUUUUCUUUUCCAAUAAUGAAGAGGGUUUUUUUCUCUCCACUGAUUUAUUUUUCCUUUUCAUUUCCCAGUGACAUGGCGUUUCCUUUCGAAUCUUGGAUCUUUAAAUCCUCUUUUGCCCAUAAUGCCCCCCCACACACACCUCCCCGCAGCCCAUCACUGUGUAUAGUGUAUAUUGUAUCAUAGACUAUAUUGCUUCCAUGUUUACUACAUGUUUCAAAAACAUAUAUGGCUUGUUAUUUUUGAGCUUUUAAAUUAAAAAAAAAAAUCCACUUUAUUUUUUAGGUGUAACUGCUUGAGGUAUGUUUUAUGAAUUAAGUGACAGAUCUGUUGUUCUUUAUUAACGAUGUAACUGGCUGGCUGGUGCAGAGUCAGCCAAGAGUUUUUUCUUGCUAAAUAAAUUUAGUCGCCAGAGGCAAACUCAG